AUGUUCCCGCAAUGGUGCUCUGCGGAGCAGCGGUUGGCGCAGGGAGGGGGGAGGCGGCGGAAGUGGGUGUGGGUGUGUGCGGGGAUGGCUGCCGCUGCUGUGCUCUUGCUGGCGAUGCUGACUCAACUCACGCCACCGAAACCCCCAGAACACCCCUUUACCUCCACCACCACCCCCACUACCUCCUCCUCCUCCUCCUCCUCAUCCACCUCCCCUGUGCCUCCGCGGAUAGCAGUCUGUCUGGUGGGUGGCGCCAGGGACUUCGAACUCACAGGGCCUAGCAUCGUCACCCGCCUAUUAGCCGGCCUCGCUUCUUCCUCCCCGUCCCCCUCGCACGCUUCCUCUCCCUCCUCUCUCUCCUCCUCUUACGCCCCCACGCGCCCCUCACCACUCCCAGUUCUCUUCCUCAACUCGCCUCUUGACGAGAACGCACACAAGCUCUGGGCGCUCAAAUGGGCCGUGCGACCACGAUCACGCACCACCGAUCUACCCACACGCGACCACUCGAGCAGCAGUGACGGCUACUCCUCCUCCUCCACCAGUGAACCGCCACCACUACCACUGACCAGUGACAUUCCACCCGGCACGGUUUCCUCUGAGCUGGAGGCGUUGAUGGGAACUGUUUUGCUGGGUGCAGUGAACAUAUUCGCACCCACGUGGCUCAACGAGUCGGCUCUCCUGCACAACCGCUCGUCUGUUCUCUACGGCGGCACGUCCCCCCAGGGCGUGCAGGGGUUACUGCAGUACUUCCGCCUCGUGGAAACCUGCAUACCGCUUAUUAGAGGGUACGAGUGGCGGCAUGGCGUUACGUUUGACUGGAUCGUGAGAACGAGAGUGGAUACGUUCUGGUCCGCCCCGCUUCCUCCUCUCUCUCCUCUCUCUUCUUCUUCCGCUCCCUCUUCUCCUCCUCCUCCUCCUCCUCACUCAACCGGUGGCCUGUCUUCGCUCCUUCCUCCGGCGCUGCGCCGAUGGCCGUUUGAGACGGUUCAGAAGCGGCCGGAGUCAGGCAGUGGGAGGUUGUCAGGAGGAGGAGUGGGCGAUGGUGCAGCAGCUGUGUAUGCAGUGGCGCCAGCAGGGGAGAGUGCAGGGGGCGGGGGCACCGAUCUCAACUCAAAAAAGGGUCUGAGGGCGCAGCUGCAGGUGGCAGGGGUGCGCGUGGGGCGGGUGGACGUGCCCUUCUGUGUGCUCUCCCGCCGGCCCUACCCAGCAGACGAUGCGCCCGUUGCUGCGCUCUCCUCCUCCGCUGCUCUGCUCCUCACCAACGUGCUCGUUGCUGCUCACUCACAGCCCGAUCUCAACUCGGAAAAGGGUCUGAGGGCACAGCUACAAGUAGCGGGGGUGCGAGUGGGGCGGGUGGACGUGCCCUUCUGUGUGCUCUCGCGCCGGCCCUACCCAGAUGACGAUGUUCUCGCGGCUGCGCUCUCCUCCUCCGCUCCUCUCAAUGGCGCCAAGUGCUGGCCCUGCACGCCCGCCUACACUGGCCUCCGGGUUUUCUUUGGAGGCGCCUCACGAAGUGGCGACUCUCAAGUGCUGGCCCUGCACGCCCGCUUUCACUGGACUCCUGGUAAGCUUGCUUCAGAGGCGGAAGCAAAGGUUGGCUCUCUUGCCUCGCAAGUGCUGGCCCUGCACUCCUCCUUCCCUCACUGCCCUCCAGCACGCAAGCCCGCCAACACUGGCUUCCGGGCGCUACUCAUGUACGCCCUCACUCCCCCCCGCCCCCCCACGCGCUGGAUCUGUCUUUCUCCCCCAAUGAUCAGCGCUCCUCAAGUACGUCCUAAUCCCCCCCACGCGCUGGAUCCGCUCUACCUCCCUUCAAUUCCCCCUUCAGCCAUCAGAUCCCCUCAAAUUCUCCCCCUCAUUCCCCCUACCAACCACCCCCCUCCUCUCCCCCUCCCCCAGGCGCUCCUCAAGUACGCCCUCAUCCCCCCCACGCGCUGGAUCCGCUCGCCCUCCGCGGACUGGCUCAACCGCCCCGCCUCCCCCCGCGGGGCAGUGCAGCUGUGCGACCCCACUCACCCCUGGGAGCCCGCGUGGCCCGCCGCCUUUGACGCCGCUGCUGGCGCUGACCUGGCUGCCCUGAGGAGGGUGGUUGAGGAUGUGGGCUUGGAGGAGUGCGAGCGACGGUUUGAAGAGGUGAGGGGGGAGGUGGGAGAGCUCUGUGACCCCACUCAUCCCUGGGAAUCCGACUGGCCCACUGCUUUUGACGCUGCUGCUGGUGCUGAGCUCGCUGAUCUGCGGAGGGUGGUUGAGGACGUGGGCUUGGAAGAGUGUGUGAGGCGGUUUGAAGAGGUGAGAUUCGUGCUCCUCUGUGUUUCCACGCGUCCCUGGGAAUCCGCUUGGCCCGCCGCCUUUGACGCCGCUGCUGGUGCUGAGUUGGCGGCGCUGCGGGUGCUCCUCUGCGAUCCCACGCGCUCCUGGGACCCCGCCGCCUGGCCCACCGCCUUUGACAAAGCCGUUGGUGCUGACCUGGCUGCUCUGAGGAGGGUCGUUGAGGAUUUCAAGUCGGCAGCGGACAAGUGGUCAGCCCUGCCCAUCGCAGCCAUCUGCCAUCGCUCGCUGCUGGGCCCCAUGCACCUCCUCGGCCCGCCCUCUGCCUCCCUUGCCUGCAUGGACGCUCACAGCAGUAGCAGCAAUGGUGGCGCGGACGAGUGGUCAGCCCCACCCAUCGCUGCCAUCUGCCAUCGCGCCCUGCUGGGCCCCAUGGACCUCCUCGGCCCGCCCUCUGCCUCUUUCUACACCGCCACCUCCCCCCUCUCCGCCUCCAGCUCACUUGCCUGCACAGACCCUCACAGCAGCAGCAGCAGCAGCAGAGGUGGUGGUGGUGGUAGUGGUUCUGAGGGUGAGGGGGUGGGAGGGGAGGGGACGUGGGAGGAGGAGGUGGUGAGGCGGGUAUUGGGUGUGGCAGUGGUUCAUGCUGCACUGGACGAGGUCAGCAGCAGCAGCAGCAGCGCACACAGGCAGAGAACACCACUGGACGUGCUCAAGGUGAGUGGUGAUGUGUGCUCUUCUGAGAAUUUUCAAAAGCGCCGUACUGGACGAGCCCAUUACACCACCACACAUGUCUGUCUCCUCUCACCUUCUCACCUUCUCCUCUCUCCCUUCCUCACCCGAACCUUCUUUCCCCAGUUGAGCCUGGAUGGAUCCGACCUCCCCACCCUAGCAGCCCUGCUACGCCAGCACUCCCUACCACCAGCCUGCCAGCUGCUAGUUGCCUUCCCCACCGACCAACCAGACAGCACCACGUGGCGCAGGGACAUUGUGAUAGGGCUGGAGCGGGAGCAGGUGUAUCUGGCAGCGUGCGUGCAGGAGUGGUGGAGUGCGGUGGAGAGGUGUACCUUCUUCUCUGUGCCUCACUGCUCCUCGCUGCUACUAGGUGUGAAGAAGCGCACUCAAACUCACGGCAAGUGA
This is a messenger RNA of Closterium sp. Naga37s-1, 3408 nucleotides long. Lineage: Eukaryota; Viridiplantae; Streptophyta; Zygnematophyceae; Desmidiales; Closteriaceae. The record is from the annotation of a GenBank genome assembly.